UUGGGUGUAGAGGUGUGAGUUUGUAUAUCGGAAAGUUUCAGCGCGGAAGAGAAAGUAUUUCGCCAUUUUCUCAGAGAGAAGAGCUUUAAAAAGUUGUUUUUAUUUCUAUAAGAGAAGAACAGAAGCUGAAGAUGGGUGUCGGUCUGGUUCUGUGGGGUUCUGUACUGUGCGCGCUCGGAGUUUGUGCUGUCGGAGAGAAACACUCCCUGUUCUACAUUUACAGCGCCCUCAACAAAGACGUAAAUCUAACAGGAAUCUAUGAGUUCACAGCUCUGGGGCUGCUGGAUGACCGAGAGAUCGACUACUACAACAGUAAGGAGCAGAAGAAGAUUCCUAAACAGAGCUGGAUGAUGGAGAAGAUGCAGGAAGAUUACUGGGAAAAAGGAACCCAGUCUCGCAAGAGUAAAGAACAGUGGUUCAAGGUCAAUGUGGAUAUUCUGAUGCAGAGGAUGAAACACAAUAACACGGAUCUUCAUGUGCUUCAGUGGAGACACGGCUGUGAGGUCGAGGAGUCCAAUGGAACAGUGAAGUUUCUGAGAGGGAUUGAUCAGUACAGCUAUGAUGGAUCAGAGUUCCUCUCCUUCGAUGAUGAAAACAUGCGCUGGAUCGCUCCGGUUCAGGCGGCGGUAAUAACCAAGAACAAAUGGGAUGGUGUGGCCAUCCUGAACCAGUACACCAAGGGCUACCUGGAGAAAGAGUGUGUGGACUGGCUCACCAAAUUCAUGGAGUACGGAAAAGAAACACUGAGAAAUCACUCUCCUCCUACAGUUUAUGCGUUUGCUAAGAAAUCUUUGCGAGACCCGAGAAUGCUGACCCUGACCUGCAUGGCUACGGGAUUCUACCCCAAAGACGUGGUGAUGAGCGUGAGGAAGUUCGGCACUUCAUUUCCUGAACAUCUGAUCACAUCUUCUGCAGUCAGACCCAAUGAUGAUGAAACCUACCAGCUGAGGAAGAGUGUGGAGAUACAGGAAGACGACAAAGCUCAGUUCGACUGUUGCGUGAAUCACAUCACCCUCACAAAACCAAUUAUAGUACAAUGGGACAAGAUGAACUCUAACAUCAUAAAAUCGAAGAACGCUGCAGGUUCUGCUACAGCAGGGAUUACAACAUGUGUUCUGCUCAUCAUCAUCGCCAUCAUCGUCUUUAUCUGUGUCUAUUUCCUUAAGAAGAAGAGUGGUGGGGUAGGAAUAUGAUGAAGCUUCUCCAGGUACCGAAGGGAGCAACUAGUCAGGGUGAUUAAUGCUGUUUAAUAACUUGCUAAUUCAUGAUCUCAAGCUGGUUAUGAAACUUGUUGCGCCAAAGGUUUUGACUGAAUUUUCCAGCAUUUUUCUUUACAUUUCUAACAUGAAGUUUGAGAAAACAGUUUUAAAUUCUCUGCAGCAAGCCUGGGCAAUACACACACACACACACACACACAGCUUAAUAAUGCACUGGGAUAAAGUUACAACAGAAGAAAAAAGGUAAAAAUUACAUAUACCUCUUAUUUUAAUGUAAUUUAGCAAGCUGUUAAAAAUUAGACUGGAAUUAUUCAUUAUCAGUUUGCUUUCUCACAUUUCCCCACCAUACUGAUUAACGUGUGUAUUGCAGUAAUAUUGUAUUACCUGUUGUGGUGUUCAGAAUACUUGAGUUAAGAUGUUCUGAUCUAUAACGUUUUAAUUUCAGUUUACUUUAUUAAUAAGCAUCCUCAGAUCGCAUUGAGUGCUGUGUUUUUAAUGUGUAUAUUUGAUAUAUUUUAGUGCUUAUGCAUUGAAUGUAGACAGAAGGGAAAUUGAGUGUUAUAUUAAGUGUUACUCUGUGACUCAAACUGUUUAAAUUGUGGCAGAUAAUAGCCGUUUAUUUUCAUCUUAAUACGGAUAUAACAGAGUCUGAGUCCAGGUGCUUACUGUUUAAAUAUCAGCUGUUUAUAUUUUUUAUUAUAUGUAUUUUUACUGUUUUAUUUUCUGUCACAUUUUUACAUUUGCUGGAUGAGCUGAAUACAGCCGCUUUACCAAAGCCUUUUCAUUUAAAUCAACUAUUGCACUUUUUUUAUAUAUAUAUUUUAUUUGUAUUUUUCUUUUACAGUGUAUUUUAUGUUUACAUAUUUGGUCAAAAUGUUAAAUCUAUGCUGGAAUUCUCUGGAUUUGAACCAGAAAUUAGAGAAUUACCUCUUAAAAAUAGAGAAACAUUAUAAUUGAAAGGAUUGUCUGUCAGUAACCCGGUACUGAAUUGUUUUUUACGCUGUUAUUACAUAUUUUGUAUUUAACUUUUAAUUCUUUGGCAUCUGUAGCAUUAUUUUAUUUCCUAGGGACUUCUGGUUACUUUACCUGCCCAGUGUUUCAGAAAGUGGUACGUGCAGUGUUAAUGUUUAUGAUCUUCUGCUGCUUUUUUAGCUUUUAAAUUAGAUCUAUAUAUUACUAUAUUUUUCUUGAUGCACUUUUUCCUUAAUUUGCAGCAUAAGAACAGAUAUAUAAACGUGUGUGGUUUGAUGUUUAUGGAGAUUGGCAGCUUUUGAUCUGAUGCUGUAUUUUUUUUUAUAUUGUACUUUGAAUUUCACUGAUUUCACUGUUUUAUGAAAAAAUAAAGGCUUUUAUUUU
Messenger RNA from Astyanax mexicanus (Mexican tetra), 2573 nucleotides. Its product is annotated as zinc-alpha-2-glycoprotein-like. The coding region runs from base 132 to 1193 and encodes 353 amino acids. Gene Ontology annotation, biological process: immune response. NCBI's taxonomy places the organism in Eukaryota, Metazoa, Chordata, Actinopteri, Characiformes, Acestrorhamphidae. The record is from RefSeq and is a predicted model, not a curated record. Gene Ontology annotation, cellular component: external side of plasma membrane. The transcript is spliced from 7 exons.